Messenger RNA from Cadophora gregata, 6336 nucleotides. RefSeq names its product snoRNA-binding rRNA-processing protein utp10 (gene UTP10). Gene Ontology annotation, cellular component: 90S preribosome; t-UTP complex; small-subunit processome. The transcript is spliced from 2 exons. The record is from RefSeq and is a predicted model, not a curated record. Gene Ontology annotation, molecular function: snoRNA binding. Gene Ontology annotation, biological process: positive regulation of transcription by RNA polymerase I; maturation of SSU-rRNA from tricistronic rRNA transcript (SSU-rRNA, 5.8S rRNA, LSU-rRNA). The coding region runs from base 61 to 5523 and encodes 1820 amino acids. Lineage: Eukaryota; Fungi; Ascomycota; Leotiomycetes; Helotiales; Ploettnerulaceae.
UGAGAAUGCCAGCAUUUUGCACAAUCUGAGUUUCUGAAGGUCGCUGAAGGAGGAAUCACGAUGGCGACUUCUUUGGCAGCUCAGCUGUCUGCAAUUGCGGCGAAUUCCGAAAACUCUCUAAAUCUCAAGGCGCAAAAGGCCAAACACUCCAAGUCGCUGAUAUUCGAACCUAGGAUAGCUGCCUCACAGAGCUUCGACACAUUAUACACAUUAUGCCAUGAAGGAUUCCAGGAACUUUGUCUAUUGGAUGGGAGAUUUCUAGAGUUCCAGCGAGAUAUAUUCAGCGAACAGAGUCAAGAGGAAGACCGGGCGCAAAUGACUGCUGUACAAAAUUCGGAACUGGACAAGCGCUUAGAGGCAUUUCUGGGGCUGGUUGGAGGGCGAUUGAGGUUGACUCCAGCAAUCAAAGCUGUAGAAUGGCUUGUGCGGAGGUUCAAGAUUCAUGAGCAAAACACCUCGUUCCUACUUCUGACUUUCCUUCCGUACCACACACUCCCAAUCUUCACGACACUGCUUUCGAUAUUACCAGAGAGACUCCCACAAGAAUACAAAUUUCUUCAGCCAUACAUACGGUCCUUGACGUCACCCCCAAGACAUACAAUCGUUCAAGUCGCCACGAAUAAUGUACCCUUCGCUUCAGCUCUCAAUAGCUAUGUACUGCGGAUAUGUCAAGCUCGACAAAAUUACCAGGCUCUUCUGGCCUUCUGGGCUGGUGUAAUGACCGAAGCGGUGGCGGGAAUGAUGGACAAAGCUCGGUCAGGCAGGCAAGGAGUGCAGCUACAGAAUGAGCAGGAAGUCAUCUUGAGACUGCUUCCAACACUGAAUGAAGGAUUAGCAAUGAAGCGGGCUCCUGAUCUCCGCGUCGGGUGUUACAUGAUCCUCUCCAUUAUGGCUUCAAAAGGUGGACUGGACGACAAAUUAUUGACAGCUAUGAUGGAAGCAGUUGUUCUAGGAUGGACCGAGGAGACAAUUGUACCGGGACUUGUGUGCCUCUCCAUACUGGCGCAACAUCGAAGUGCAAAGUCAACAUCAAAGAAGACCACGAAGGAGCUGAUCAAGAUACAAAACUUGCCGCGUCUUCUCCAAGAACUUUCAAAACAAAGAAGGGUAGAUAAGCUUGCCAAUGGAUUUUGUGUCGCAUUGGUGGACCGAGUACGCAGAACUUCGGAGUUUCCUCCUCUUUCGACCAUCCAACAGCUCCUUGAACAAAAUCUACUGAGUGAUGCGCAGACUUCGACAGUCGUCCAGGCUCUUCUCUCAAUAGCCAACGAAAUUGACCAGGGAUCUACCUCACACCAAGACUUGCGAUCGCAUCUUGCUUCCCUGUUAGUGUCUCUCACGCAGCUAUCUGGGCAUAUGGGCUUUGUAGUUCGAGGAGUGCUAGGAGACACCGACAUCGAUAUGGAUGAUCUUGAGUUAAAACUACAAACCACUCUCCGGAGCAUUGAGGCACCAACCUCGCCAUCAGGUGAUGUUAAGAUGGUAGAUUCCGGCGUCAAUGCAGCUACUCCCAACCUUUCUGCCAUGCUUGAAGCUUUGCCCAAGAAGACCGUGAACGAGCCGACCUUUUUGUCACAUGGCUCAUCUCACAUAUACCCAAACUUGUGCAGAGCAUUCAUCAGCUCUGCAUCCAAUGCUACUGACCUCGAUACCUUCGACCAAAUUCCAAUUAUUCGACGAGAAAGCGCAUUGGAAGAUACCAUAUAUCUCAGCUUCUACAUGAGAACAUGGUGUGGUCCAUAUCCCGUCACGGCUAGAGCUUCAGCGCUCCAAAUGGCGACUCGGUGUGUUUCGAAUUGCAAAGCCUCCACGGUGGACUUCCAAGCAGUUAUUCCAUAUGCAAUUGCAGCGCUAGGGGAUGCCGCAACCAAAGUACGUCGGGCGGCCUCGGAACUCCUUACCACCAUAAGCAAGAUACAUCCCUCCGUUCCCGAAGCUAAAAAGAAGUCGGCGAACAAGCCACGUCGGUGGGCGUCAGAUGAUUUAUAUGGAGCUGGACAUAAUACUGAGGAGUUGGCUUGGCUUUCCAUGGACAUUGUCGCUCGGCUUUUAAGCGAUUUGAUCAUUCCAGGCCUCGAAGAAUGUAUACUGGACCGAAAGCAUGUGGAAUCUAUAUUCGAAAAGUUCCUUAAUAGCGCUCGGAACGUCGAGACCCCCAAAAAGCAAGAUGUUGGACGGCUGCCACAAGCUGGCCGGAUCGCUAUACUGAAUUUCCUGGCCAGUCACGUUGUCCAUACUCCCUUGUUUACAGUGAAGCUACGGCUUCUCGCAUCAUUGAACCAGGUUCGUAGUAUAGCAGGGAUGACAAGGACGAAAUCUUUACUCCCAGCUCUUCAGCAAUGGGUUGCUUUACCAUCAAUAGAAAUCUCCGGACGCUGUCAAGAAGAACAAGUUGACAGGGCAGAACUUGAUGAUCAAUUACUCAUGACUGUGGCAGCAAACGACAAAGAUGGUCUACAAUACUUAGCCAGCAUUAUCAAUGGAGAGGUCGUCUCGACCAGGCCAGAAUUCCUGGACGCUGUAUUCAAGAGACUUCGAUCCAUGUGGUCUUCUUUGAAAGGAGAAGCCCGAAUUAGCACUGCGCAGAUGCUGAUGGAUGCGUCACAGAGUUCAUCGGAAGGAGCUGAUGAAUUUCGAGAAUCUCUAUCAACUGGGUCCGCAGAUCUGCUACGCACCACGCCUCUCUCGACUGACAUCUUACUAUCAUUCCUGGAUCAACUUCCGACGGCCGCAAUGCUAGCAGACAACCCCCCUGCAACGAAGAGGCGGAGAACAAGUCACGGAGAAGUGGCACGCACACCACUUCAAGAUUCGAAACAGCUCAAUGCCGCCAUUAAGAAAGUUACUUUCGUCCUGCAACUCGUUGAUAGCUCUGAAGCUGGCAAACACCCCGAGCUUCUCAGAGGCUUGUUCAAUGUACUAGCCGAACUGCAACAUUUUAAAGCUCAAGUCUCGUCAGAACUCGCUUACCUUCAGGGAUUGGUACUGGGAAGCCUUCUUGCUAUAUUGAAAGCCCACAAGACAGACUCAAGCAUCAAGUUAGACCGUUCUGCCAUCCGAGCUGACCUGCUAGUCGACUGUGUCCAGAAGACAACCAGUCCCCAGGUGCAGAAUGCAGCUUUGCUACUUAUUGCAUCUCUCGCAGACUCCGCCCCUGAGCUUGUUCUCCACAGCGUCAUGCCAAUAUUCACUUUCAUGGGUAGCUCUGUGCUGAGACAAAACGAUGAGUACUCUGCACAUGUUAUCAGCCAAACAAUUCGCGAGGUCAUUCCACCUUUGAUAUGUUCUCUGCGCAAGGAAAAGGGAAAUCCAGUCACCGGUGCAGCCGAACUACUUCUAAGCUUCGUUGCAGCAUACGAGCAUAUUCCUCUUCAUCGGAGAAAGAGUCUUUUCACCUCCUUAGUUCAGACUUUGGGAGCCGAGGAUUUCUUGUUCGCUCUUCUAGCAAUGCUUGUCGACAAAUAUGGCGUCACGGAAAACAUCAAAUCCUUUGCUUCUGACCUCACUGGGUCAUUUGGAGUCGAAGUUCAACUUCAAUCCGCUGUCAAGUACCUCGAUUUGGUCGGCGAUGUAUUGAAAUCGAAACCGUUGUACUCCAACGUCUUGCUGGGAACCUAUGAAGAUGGCAACUCGGAUCCUCAGAGGAUUGCUCUGGAUGAGCUGACUAUGCUGCCCCAUCUCCUUUCACAAAAGCGCCUCAUUUCUCAGACCGGCAAGCUGCUCAACCGUGACGAUAUGGAUGCCGCCAGAGUUCGGGACCUCUACUCAGCGCUUCUAGAGAAUAUCCUGGCUCUAGCAGAUACCUUGAAAGAUCAGAAGCGUUUGCACAGUGCCUGCGGUGAUGUCCUGGAGAGUCUUCUCGGCCUAUUGUCAACAAGUGAAUUCGUCAAAUCCGUCGAAGGCUUGCUCGACAGACCCAACGAAGCACUGCGCCGCAAAGUUCUCAGAUCUUUAGAAGUUCGCAUCGACCAAGAAAGUGCAUCAGAUGCUGUCUCGAGAGUCGCAAUGCUCAGCUUCCUACCACAGCUUACCGCAAUUAUCCGCGAGUCCAAAGAUGUUUUGUACAAGCAUACUGCCGUUGGUUGUGUCGACAAGAUUUCCGAAAAGUAUGGCAAGAAAGAUUUGGAAGCUGUUUCAGCCGCUGCUGAAACCAUUGCAAGCGUUCACUGCCUUGGCCAGUCAGACAAUCGCCUUAGGGUUAUGGCACUAUUGUGCCUUGCUUCGCUGGUCGAAAUUCUCAGAGAAGGCAUUGUCUCGGUUCUCCCGGUGGCUAUUCCUAAAGCUUUGGAAUACAUGGAAUCAAGUGUGCAUGAUAAUGCCGAUUCCCAAAAAUUGUACAGUGCGGGAUACGCUUUCAUGAGUGCUCUGGCUCAUCACUUACCAUACAUGGUCUCUGGAGCAUAUUUGGACAAGCUUUUUGAGAUAUCUAACGUCUCUGCCGAGGCCGAUCUCGCCGAUGGAGCAGAUGACAGCCGUAUGCAGUGUCUGCACCUAUUGGCAAAGCAAGUUGACGCCAAGAGCAUGUUCGGAGCAUUGGAGAAAGAUUGGGUGCGAGCAUCAACAGUAGGAAGUUUGGUAAGUAGCAGAUAUUUUAUUUGUGAGAAUAUAGCUAAUUUGCAACAGGCGCUUCACGAGUACCUAGAAGUACUCAGCAUUGCUGUUGAUAAACACCCAAAAACCGUUGUCACCAAAUAUUCGUCAAUCCUUGCCAAAAUCUUCCAGAAUGCUUUUGAUCUUCGGAGACAAUGGACUAUAUCCGGCGAUGAACGAUUCACAACUGAAGCAAUUUCUGAGAUUGAGGGAGAUGUCAACGAUGUCGCCAUCAAGAUGAUAUAUAAGUUCAACGAUGCAACAUUCCGACCGAUCUUCUCCAACUUGAUCGAAUGGGCAUCAUCACUGCCCAAGAAGGACAAAGUAGGUCGAGCUCUACGCUUACGAAGCAUAUAUGGAUUCAUGGCAGUGUUCUUCGAGAACCUCAAAUCGAUCGUCACGAGUUAUGCCACCUAUCUACUGGACAACGCUGUCGAGGUUCUUGGAACGGUCAACCCAAAAGAUGAAGUGUCCAAGGAAUUGUGGUCUCACGUCCUUCGAACUUUGACCAAAUGUUUUGAACAUGAUCAGGAUGACUUCUGGCAAUCGCCAUCUCAUUUCUCUGUCAUUGCACCUGUUCUCUGCGAGCAAUUCAAGAACGCUGCGACUCUACCAUUGGUGCUCGACCUUAUACCCGCAGUGGUGGAGCUUGCCGCCGCAGCAGAUUCUUCUGAUCACCAUAAGGAGCUGAACGGAGCGAUUCUUAAGCACAUGCGAUCCGAAAUCGCCAGUGUCCGGUUAGCAGCGGUGAGAUGUGAGCAGGAGCUCACUGAUAGAUUGGGCGAGGAAUGGCUAUCUAUGUUACCGGAGAUGCUGCCUUUCAUUAGCGAGUUGCAAGAAGAUGACGAUGAUGUGGUGGAGAAGGAGACUCAUCGCUGGAUCGUUAAGAUUGAGGGUGUUCUGGGAGAAAGUCUCGAUUCCAUGCUGCAGUAGAGCGCAGAUAGAGAGAAUUUUAAAUAUGAACCCGGGUCUGUGAAGAAGAUAUAAGAAUGAAAGCUUGACGAAAAAAGAAGACUGUGACUAAUAUUCCACAUAUACUUUGUCCUGCAAGUGCCUCCCUAAUUCUUUACCACCCAUGACAUAUUCGGUACAAACUCCAGAUUGGUCCUUUCAACUUUUGCCACACCGCUACCGGUCCUGAAUUGGGACAGGGUUUCGAGACAUAUUCCAAGAUCCAACGACUUUCGAUGAACUGGUAGGCCCGACUCGCCGUUGGGUUUAAUUGCAAGUCCUGAAAUUAUGUGACGACUUUCUUCUAACCUCUAGGAUAUGAGGUUCACAGAAGCCUAUCAAAUUUGCGGUAUUGCUUUGCUACUUCUGUUUCCAAUUAUAUCCCUACAGUAUAAGGACCAAAGAUCUGUUAAAAUGUCUCUGGCAUAGAAGGAGAGCAAUCGUCGAAACAUCCCUGGGACUAGCAGUACAAUUGUCCGCCACAUAGUCCAGCGAACUUCGAUUUCCCAACAAUGAGAACGGAAGUAAUUUAGACUAAGUCUGAAUCGUGAACCUGCCGCCAAUCUGGACUUGAACAUAAAGUGGACCCGCAUACUGAUGUACUUUUGACGUUAGGAAAGUGUUUGUUGGAUGGAAGCCUUGGUAAAUAGAAUGCCAAUAUCGAUAACCAGGAUCUGACGAGAUCACAAGCUGUAGCUCUCUUGAGAGAUCAUCUUGGGAGAAUAUAUGUACAUAUGGGACAGAACCAAUAUGCGCCGCUAUCAACCCUUUAUUCCUGGAUGAAUCUGGCUGACG